Messenger RNA from Candidula unifasciata, 447 nucleotides. Lineage: Eukaryota; Metazoa; Mollusca; Gastropoda; Stylommatophora; Geomitridae. The record is from the annotation of a GenBank genome assembly.
CUGAAAGUUGUUCUAUGUCUGGCCAUGAUUGUCCCUUCAGCUCUAGCCGACUGCCCAAUAGGAUGGCCUCAGUUUGGCGAUUUAUGCUUUUCCUUCAACCCAGAACCUGUAUCGUGGAUUACAGCAGCUUCCUUUUGCCACACACUCGGUGCUAGGCUAGUGGAAAUCACCAGCAAGGAAAAGCAGGACUGGAUUGCACAGCAGAUGAAAGCUAAACCUUUCUUCACAGAAGCUUGGAUUGGGGGUAGCAGAAGAUAUUCUGACUGGGCAUGGAUGGCUGACUCGAAACCUAUUAAGAGUUACACCAACUGGGCGCCUAAAAAACAAGACAAUAAACAAGGAGCAAACAAAUGUUUAUUAGUGGCAUCACGUUUGGGCUACAAGUGGACUAAUGUGAAUUGUCUGGCUGUAAAAGAGUUCAUUUGUGAGAAAAGAUUGCCUUGGUAA